GUCAGUGCAGCAAGCGGCUGAAAUUCACACAGUCACUCAUUUAUGUUUCAGGCCUCGCUGACCAGUGAAACUUUUGAUUUCAUAAAAACUAUUCUUUUUUUUUCUCAAGCCCUUUCACUCAGCCUCAAACGUAAAAGUCUGAUGCAGAAGUAGUGAGGAAUGGGAUCUAAAAGCCCUAGUGUUCAGUCUUACCUUCAGGUGCAAAGUGAGGAUCUUCAGUAACACGAGACGUCGAGGAGAGGCGCGCGCUGCUCGGCGUUUACUGCGCGGCAACAGAGGCUUGACAGCGCAAAGCGGAGUGUCACCCGUGCAGAGUGGACGCCAGUUGACAUGUAGCAAAGGGACAGCCGCUCGAAAGCGAAGCGAAAGAGGAAUCUUCUGUACGGCAACAGAGACGAUUACAGUUCAGUUAUGCCGCUGGGAAAGAAAGUACGGCCAACGUCGGCAAUGGGAAAAUUAGAAACCUUCCACAUUACAAGUGUUUUAGAAGACAUACAAUCAGCUACAGUUAAAGCUACUUCAAAUGUCCGCCGUGCCCAAACAUCAAAAGCUACCUCCAGAACUGGUGCACCUCUGUGGCAGUUCCCAGAAUUCAAAAAAACAGACCAGCCACCAGAAUGGCUGGAGAGAGAGCUCUUGAAGCAGCAGCAUAGACGGCACUCCAUAAGCCUUGAUGAGGAUCUCUCUGAAGCUGAAAAUGUCCAUCGCUCAGUUGAUCCUGCAAGGAGUUUACAAAAAUUAAAGAUUGAGGAGAGAGUGUCUCUUGAAAACCUGCAGAAGCUUAAGGAGGCUUUUGAGGAAUUUGAAAAGAAUGGUGGGCGAUCACUGGAUGUGGCAAACUUUAGGAGACUUGUUAAGAAGUGCUUAGGUCUACGUGGCAUUAGUGAUGAGCAGAUAGAAGAGCUGUUUAAGAAAAUCGAUUAUUCUGCAAACAAUAAUAUUGACUGGGAUGAAUUUUGCACUUUCAUGCAAUUAGAGUUUGCAGAAAAGGAAGAAUCCAUAGCCCGGAAAAAGGAGGUCAACUUCAUUCUACCUGCCACAGUAACAGAAAUCUCACAUGGGGAACCAGUUCUGAAUAUUCGGUCUGCACCUGACAACACUGUCAUUACAGUCAGAGAAGAUGGAACAAUCAAUUACUGGUCUCCAGAGUUAAAGCUCAAAAGAAGUAAAACAGUCUUUGAUCGUCCUUUAAACAGAACGCCAAAAUGGGUGACUGAUUUUACUACUAUGUCUCAAUACAACAAACUUAUUUUAGGCACUGGUGACAGAGAAAUCCAGCUUUAUGAACUCUCUUCCUUAGAACCUUAUUGUCAAGUGAGUGGACUGGAAACUGUGCCUCUCAGAUUAGACUAUUGCGGGACAGACAUUGAUGAAUGCAUCAUUCUUUAUGGGGAUGAUCAGGGAUCUGUGAAUGUACUGAUAAUAAAAUCAGUUGGAGAGAUUUUAAGAACAUGGAAGAAGCUCCCAAAAGUUGAAAAUAUACCAAACAUUGGACUUGAAAGUGCUCUUCUCUCAGAUAACAUUAGCUUCAUUCACUGGAAAGUGCAUGAUGACUGGGUAACACAGAUCAAAUAUUAUGACUGCAUCAGAGCUGUUAUUUCCACCUCCAACCAUGAAAACUCAGCCCUAGUCGUUGGUUGCACAGUUGGAACCACUAAUGUAGAACAGCAGAUGAAAGAAAUAAAAGAAAUUUGUAAGGAUGGCAAAUUAAAAAAAGGACCCGUUAUAAUUGGACCUCCACAGAAGAGAGCAGAAUGGGAUCAAACAGUGUUUCGAGUCUACAAAGGUGUGAAGACCUAUGACUUCUGCAAGGACCACAACCUCUUAGUAACUGGUGGAAUGGACAGGAUAAUUCGAAUGUGGAAUCCAUAUGUACCAGGUAAGCCAACAGGAAUUUUAAGAGGUCACACUGCACCUGUUUUCUAUUUGCACAUCUCUUCAGAGGACAGCAGGAUCUAUUCAGUGUCUAGUGAUAAUACAGUUAAGAUCUGGGACAUCCAAGAUCAAUCAUGCCUGUUUACUGCAAAUCCAAAAGCCACUAGAAUACGUGGAGAUGUCUUUGCCUGCCAUUUUGCACCAGCACUUAAAACUCUUUACAUUGCGACAGAUUCUUUGGCGUAUCUCAGUCUCAGAAUAAAGCCGCAGCCCCAGCCCCAUUUAAUAGUGUCCCAUAAAGAACCUGUUCUGUGUUGUCGUUAUAAUAAUGAGUUCAGACAAGUAGUCAGCUGUACUGAAGGAUCUGUUGUCAAAGUAUGGGAUUAUGAAAAAGGAAAUCAAGUGUUUGAGUUCUGUGGUGCACAUGAUGAUUCUUCCAUAACAUGCAUGGCCUUUGACAACAGCGGCCGACGGCUUGUCACUGGUGGAAGGGAUGGAUGUUUGAAGAUUUGGAAUUUCAAUAACGGUCACUGUCUUCGUACUUUAAAAAAAGAAGGGGAUAGUGAUGAAGUUUCAGACUGCAUCUAUGUAACAAUGAACAGAAACAGAUAUGUCAUGGCUGUUGGCUGGGAUAGAAGAAUUGACAUAUACUUUGACCAAGCUGAUGAUCUUCAUCAUGUUCAGAAGCCUCAGUUACAUUGGCAGGAUGAUCUGAGAAGAGGUCACAAAGAAGAUAUCCUCUGCAUUGCUCAAUGUCCACCAAAUUUGCUUGCAACUGGCAGCUAUGAUGGAGAGAUUAUAGUGUGGAACAUGGUGUCAGGCCACAUAUACUGCCGUCUGCGGACUCCCCUGCCUCAAGACUGCUCUACAGUAGCUGGUAUUGACAAAAGUGUUUCUAAAGUGAUGUUCUUGAAGAAUUGUGCUAAGAAGAACGAAUCUACUUCAUCCCUUGUUUCUAGUGGGCCACAAGGAUACAUCAAUUUCUGGAACUUGCUGAAUGGAGGAAAGCACAUGGGUACAUUUCAAGCGUCUAGACUUAAAUUAAACAUUACCAGUAUUGCUGUGUCAGCUGACAACUUAUUCCUGUAUGCAGCUGACCAAGCUGGCUAUGUGUAUGUCUAUAAUAUUCAACAGUAUGCUCUUCAAGGACCUGAACAAGAAUCACCAAAAAUGGUGAAUUAUUGGAGAGCGCAUCUCAGCAAUGUUACCAGUCUGGAGAUUAUAGAUGAAGAUAAAAUAAUACUCAGCAGCUCAACGGACUGUACUGUGCGUCUCUGGAGCAUGGAUGGAGAGUUUAUAGGUACUUUUGGUCAACCUGAGCCUUGGAAUAUUUACACAAAAAAUUCUUGGAAGCAUCCUGCAAUACCUUAUGAGAUCCUAGUCGAUCCAUUAAGUAUGCCAGUUCAUCAAGUACUACAGGGGGAGAGCAGCGUCCUGGAUGUCAUUAACAACGGACACAAUGACAGUGAUGCUACUAAGCCUGAACCACAAUGUCUUCAGAAAUUUCCUCGUGUGCUCAUCAGUGAUGAGAAUAUCAAUGAAGAAAUUAACAAAGUUCAUUACCCACAAGGAUGUGGAAAGAGGCUUCGACAUGAGAUCUACAAGGACAUGAAUAAACCUCCUAAUCAUGGUGGUCCAAAGGCGUAUCACAUGCUCAAAUGCUUUGAGGUGAACGAAGCUCCGAGUUCAUACAAGAAACCAGACCUCUCAGCUGCUGGAACUGAUCCUUUUUUGUCAAAUGACACAGACAACAACUCAAAGGAUGUGUUAUAAAACCAAAUAAUACAAAGAACUAAAACUUCAGCUAAGGUCCAUUAAAUUAAUUCAAGACGUCAUGGGUAUAAAAUAAAUAGCUGAAUAUCAUACAA
Messenger RNA from Erpetoichthys calabaricus (reedfish), 3743 nucleotides. It is a transcript of the gene wdr95, whose product is annotated as WD40 repeat domain 95. Gene Ontology annotation, molecular function: calcium ion binding; protein binding. NCBI's taxonomy places the organism in Eukaryota, Metazoa, Chordata, Cladistia, Polypteriformes, Polypteridae. The transcript is spliced from 30 exons. Bases 412 to 3648 code for a protein of 1078 amino acids. The record is from RefSeq and is a predicted model, not a curated record.